Mycetomoellerius zeteki is the source of this 2963-nucleotide messenger RNA. RefSeq lists its product as uncharacterized. The record is from RefSeq and is a predicted model, not a curated record. The transcript has 2 exons. Bases 62 to 1876 code for a protein of 604 amino acids. Lineage: Eukaryota; Metazoa; Arthropoda; Insecta; Hymenoptera; Formicidae.
CAGGAGAUCAUCUUCCCGAGUAAAAGCCGAGUACUGAACGAGCGUGGGCACAGACAGCAUCAUGCGCUUGGUAGCCAUAACAAUUUUAGUAGCAGCAGCCUGCCUCAGUUUGGCUAGGUCUCAGAAAUCUGAAACCUCAGCUAAGGCUUUCGAAAUUCCACCGCCUCCAGUAAAACUCGACAAAAACUUGCGGCAAGCGUUGCUGAAAGCGCUGACGGAACUAGAAGCUGAAUCUGCGGAACAGCGAAAGGAUGAAGACGAAAAAACGCUCACGAAUAUUGAAAAGUCUUUUGAUGAAGUGAUGAAGAAGAAUCUAAAUAAGAACAUCGGCGUGAUACCGAAAGGUUCCUUUUCAUUCGAUAAUUUUCCAGGGGAUGAGGAAAUCCCCAAUGAGGAAAAACUUCAAAAUUCGAACUUUCUUGAGUCAAAGAGGUACGUUUCCUCGUCGGGGAUGAUAGAAAAGGCGAGUCGCGACGAUGCCAGAAGCUAUCACGUGCAGAACGUGGGUGUGUCAGAUAAAAAUACAACGCCUCGAACUGAAUCUAUAGCGGAUUUGCUGGAAAUAAAGAAAACUUCCGUGAGCUCGCCUACGGUUAGCAAGAUUGAGAGUAUCACGCUGAAACCGAUUACGCAACUAUCAGAGAGCUUGGCGCAAAGCGCCAGCAGCGGAAUUACCAACGCCAAUGCGCUAAUCGCACCAAAACCGACCGCAUCUAGUCCAAUAGUUUCGCCUAGCAAUGUUACUUCAUCUUUUAACGUUAAUAAGGAAAAGCCUAAGGCGGAGGAAGUGAAAAUUUUCCAGGCGCCUCUGGUGGCGGCCUUUACAGUGCAACAAGAUGAACUUGGUGUACCGAAGAGCAUUGUGCCAAUUUACAGACAAACAGGCGAUGGACAAGCUUUGACUCUUCAGGAGCAGUUGGAGUUCAAGCAGAAAUUACUGGAGCAACAGCUGGUGGAGUUGCAACAACAACAGAUCCAACAAACGCAGUUUCUCAUCAGACAACGUCAACUCUAUGAACAGCAGUUGAGACAGAAGCAGCAGCAGCAGCAACAACAGCAGCAGCAGCAACAGCAGCAGCAGCAACUAUAUCUUCAAGAACAGGCUAGAAUCAAACACUUGGAGGAACAGACUAAAAUCAAACAAUUGGAGGAUCAGCGUUUGAAGCAGCUGGAGGAGCAGAGGAUAUAUCGUUUGCAUCAGCACAAUCAUUUUCCAUUGUUGCAGAAACCGCACGUCUUCGAACAGUCGAAUGUAUUGUCGCUUCAGCCACCUCUGGAAUCUACCAUUCAUCUUCAACCGAGCUUAUCUCUAGAAGUUCCUAGCAUCGCGGCGCCUCCAUUAUUCCGCACGAACUAUCAGGAGCAGUUACAUUUUCAACAGUUCCGUCAGCAACCUCAACCACAAGUCCAACUUCAACAACCACAGCCCCAACUUCAGCAUCCACAGCGAUUGCCACAGAGUUUCAUUUCAUUUUCUACCACGGGUGACUUCCAGCCACCCGUAGCACCGGCCACCAGAUUUAACAGACAGGAGGCCUUUAAUACAGUCGGCAAUUUCGGUUUCAACCUGGAUAACAAGCAACCGCCUCCGUCGAGAAAUGCGGUCAAUUUCAACGUGAUACCAAGGAACCCUAAUACGUUCGUUUACAAUCCUUAUCUGCAAUUUAAGCAGACCCCAAGGGCGCAAACGUCCGCCAAGCAGAUCCAGCAUUUGCUUUAUCAGUCGGGAGUCGCUGGCGAAUUAGGAAAUGUACAGGGCCAAGGUAGCGAGGACCUCAACAUCGUGUCUAAGGUACUAGCGCUGAAUGUUGGCGCGUUUCCCAACAAGAACUAUCAAUAUACUACGAAUAAUCGCGGCAAAUUGGGCAGCGCGUGAAUAGACAGAUAAACGUAUCGAUGUAAAACUUCGACGAGUCGUGUAAAUCACUACAAGACGAUAUUAGCAAGGUGAAAUCGAGCUCUCUCUUUUUCUCUGUGUCCCUCUAUCUCUUCGAUCUUCCUCUCGUGUUUGUCUCUUACGAGUAUCCUCAUUCGCUUCUUUCUAUCUUGACCUAUUCUUAUAUAAAUAUCCUUUAAUUUCCUCGAAUCUUUGAUGGCAUUAAUAUACACAUACACUAGUGACAAAGUCGAUACAUACACAUAUACAUACAUAUAUAUACACAUAGUUAUUUAUAGCUCGCGAGAGGACGCAGGAUGACUUGGUAAGUUCAAUAGUACGUAUACGCGAGUCAUGACGAUAGUAACCUUGAAUACCAAUAUCCAAGUGAAAUCGAAUCGUUGCGAAUUGUUUUGCCCUCGGUGAGUUACCUCCGCGAAAUUUUACUCUCCGUCAUAUCUCGACGAUAGAGAAGCGUGAGACAAAUAUAAUAGAAUAGCGCUUCAGGGAGGGAAAAGAAUUGGCAUAACGAGGAAGUUAUUCUCUUAGCGAGAAUAUAAUUGUAUUAAUUACGAUUGUAUGUAUUUUACAACAAGGGCCUGCCAAUGUAACGGCGUAUAUCCGAUUACGCAAGUUCGCAUUUAAUUUGCGACGCAAACACUGUACAUAAUUGUGUGACUCCAGCUCCACUUCCUUGCCCCUUUUGAUUUUCUCUUCCAUUCUUGAUACGGCGCCCGCGACGUGAAUACUGCCAGUUUCGUUGAUAAUAGCGAGAGGCACUCUCAAAGGCAGAGAACGCGAAGAAGCACGUAAUCAUAAAACGUAACCGUAGCAAUAAGCAUAUUUAUGUUAACAGGAGGAGGAUUAAUCUAUGCGCUUGACACGACACGAAAGAAGGCGAAAAUCUCGCCGGACUCGCAUUAGUUACGUUUCACUUGGAUUUGACCAUGAUUGAGCUUAAGAAAGAAAAAUGUCUCGUAAUUUAUUCUCGGCUCGCAAAUUUCCCAAAGCCAUUUACAAUAUUUGUCAAGUUAAAUAGCUCUAUAAUGUUAUAUAUUAUCGCUUAUGCCAAAUUUCUACUAAUAUG